Alternaria ethzedia is the source of this 3972-nucleotide messenger RNA. RefSeq lists its product as uncharacterized. The transcript has a single exon. Bases 1 to 3972 code for a protein of 1323 amino acids. The record is from RefSeq and is a predicted model, not a curated record. Lineage: Eukaryota; Fungi; Ascomycota; Dothideomycetes; Pleosporales; Pleosporaceae.
AUGCACUCUUUACGCAAGCUGAAAGAUAGGAAGAGAGCUCUUGCGCAGCAGACUACCAUCACUGUCAGCACGUCCGUUGACGUUAAGCUCAAGACUCAGGCAUUGGACAUUGCGAACCUUAAGAAGGAGCGUGAUGAUAUCAAGAGGGAGCUACUUGAACUUAACAAGACGCGAGAGGAGGAGCAUAAUGGUCUCACGAACCGGCUGGUGCAGGUGGAGGGAUUGUCUACACGCGUUGAUAGCCUCACGAACAAAACAGAGACCCUCAACAUUGUCAACGCAGCCGCCAAGCCUUUAGCAACACGAUUAGAAGCACUAGAGGUUUCGGCUGCCGAACUUCCAAGCUUACGGCAGGAGUUGCAGGACCUGAAAACUGUGCCAGAACGCUUAGCUGCAGUAGAGAGCAAGCGAACUACUCAUCAGGCGGGACCAGAGUCCAACGGUUCUAACAACCUAGGGACCUCGCAGCUGAAGCCGCUAUCCGACAGGCUCGAUGGGCUUAGAACUACCUCUUCACAGCAGGCGAAUCUUAUUACGGAGCUGAAGAUGGCGACAGCACUACAGAAGACUGAGAUUGAAAGUCUGAAGACGUGGAAAAACGCGCAGCCUACACCACUAUCCGAACACACUGUCAGAGAGCUUAUCACGGCCGAGACCAGAGCAACAGCCAAGAACCUAAACGACAAAAUCAAGGAUGUGAACACCCGGCUUUCCGAACGCAUCACCAACCAUCAGGACUUGAUUCUCGCCUUUCAGACUUUCAAAGAGACCGUUGAGAGUAAAAACUUCUCUGAACAACUCAACGCUUUGAGCGACAAGAUCAAAGAAGUUGAGGGAAAUGGCGACAGGACGUACGCAAAGGCCAACCGUCUGCAGACGAGAAUAGAGGACCUAGAAGACGAACUCCACCCAGACAGUAUCGACACUUUGAAGGAAGUGGUAGAGAAGGUCGAGAAGCUCAGAAGCAGAGUGGAUAAAUACCGUGAUGCGCUCGGCGAAGACAGAGAGGAAGUCGAGAAUGUGCGAGCGGGCCUGAAGGACCUCCGGGAAGAAUCAAGGGGCCUGAAGGAAAAGACAAAGAGUACACAAAAGGAUCUCAGCCUCCUCCAAGGAGAUUUCGACGAGCUUGAGAAAGACAUCGUCAAGUACAUUGGACCUAUCAAGGGGGACUACGAGAAGACAAACUUCACCCUGUCGCAAAGGAUCGCGAACCUGCAGGGCACUGUAACCCAAGCCGAGUUGGGAAGGCUCCCCGCUCGCCUCAGUGAGCUGGAUAAAUCUGCACGUCUGUCAGAGAAGCUUCUGGGUCGCGUCGAUGAACUGGAAAAAGCUCCACGGGGUCCUCACUUUAAGAAGGUCGGGACAACUGUUGCGACUUAUUCUCCUGCUCCAAUCACUCCGCCUGUGACCAAUGCAGAUACAGAGGUCUCGAAUCUCAAGAAAUCGCUGCAAGAGCUUCGCAAAGUUGUGGAAGGCACCGGUGGCUUGACGACCCAGGCUCAGGCAAUCUUCGAGCGUCUGAACAGCAUGGAAGCCACUCUGGCCAGCGCUCGACCACUCGACAGUGUGGAGCAGAGUGUGGAGACAAUAGAGACGACCAUGGACAAGACCUCAGUCAAGACGCUGGAAAAGGCAGCAGAAAAGAAGGUCAAAGCUCUGAUAACGAGCGAGCGCAAGGCUAUCGACAGGGAUGUCGAGGAAGUGAACACCCGCCUCUCCCAAGAGAUUUCUGAUCUUCGCAAACUAACGGAAACUCGUAUGGAAGCGAUGCAAGCUCUCCGCAAUCGAUCACGUGAACCCGAUUUCGCGGCGUCGUCAGCUGAUGCGAGAACAGCGCCGUCCGAGAUGAGCGAUCUCAACACCAUCACAGAGGAUAUUGAAACGCUGUUCGAGAAACUCGAGACUGCAAAUGCCACUAUCUCGGCUGUGCAGGACGUCGCCCCCACCCUCUUCAACGAACAAUUCGACCCACUCAAGCGCAAAAUUGAAGAGCAGCUCAGUACCGUCACUGCCACAAUGGAAACCCAUGCCCGCAAUCUAUCAGCUUUGAUGGAACAAGUAUCGAAGUCUCCUACACAACAGAAUGGCUUCGGCCAAGCCCAACAAGCUCAGCUCAAUACCAUGUUGGCAGAAGUAACGUCAUUGAGGACGGACUUUGCGACUCUUCGAUCGUCUCUGUCGACCAAGGCCGACUCUGCAUCGGUGGAGAAAGACCUGGAUACUUUCACCUCCGCAAUACGCAACAUAGAGAGCCGAUACGAGAACAUCAGCACUGACACCAUGUAUCAGGGCAUGGUCCGCUGGUUUACCGAAAUGUACCCCGGUCUGCCACGACUCCAGGAAGACAUCCACCGAGUGCAGAACUGGAUAGCGAAUCGCGCGAACGUUCUCGACCGCCUGGACCAAGACGCUACUCAACUGCAUGGUCUUGUGAACAUCGCUCCGCACUUGCACGAGAUUGCAAACAUCAGUCCGCAAUUGAAACAAAUGGUCACCGACGCUGCUCAACUCCAGUCCGCUAUGCAGGCUCAUGGCGAGAUGUCGAGUGCGUUGACCAAAAUUGAUCAAGCUAGCUCUGAUGCCACCCUGGCAAUCUCCAAGGCUGAGGAGGCAAUGCGUGCAGCUAGUAAGGCUGAGCAAGCCAGCUCUGAUGCAAGAACCGCGAGCGACAAGGCCGAUCAAGCCAGUUCUGAUGCAAGAACCGCGAGCGACAAGGCUGAGGAGGUUAUGCGUGCAGCUAGCAAGGCCGAGCAAGCCAGCUCUGAUGCAAGAAGCGCGAGCGACAAGGCUGAGGAGGUCAUGCGUGCAGCUAGCAAGGCCGAGCAAGCCAGCUCUGACGCAAAAACCGCGAGCGACAAGGCCGAGCAAGCCAGCUCUGAUGCAAAAACCGCGAGUGACAGGGCCGACCAGAUUGAGCAACAGCUUAAUGAGCAGAUCAAGACGAUCGAGAACAUCAAGGGCUCAGUGUCUGGAUUACAAAUUUCUUUGCGGAAUCUGCACUCGGCCACAUCUCCCUUCGUCAAAGCGGAGGCUCUUGACGCCCUGCAGGCCACUGUCAAGACACUGCAGACCCAAAUAGGUCAAGAAAAGCAAGAACGCUUGACCAGCACAGGAGAGCUUCGCACUGCCAUCGACGCUGAGCGUACCACACGCGUUGACGAGCAGGCUAAGACCAGAAAGUCCAUCCAAGACCUGAGGCAAGCGAUCGAUGUGGGCAAGAUCAGGAAGUCUAUUCAAGACCUGAAGCAAGCAAUGGAUGUGGACAGGGCCACUUUCGCAAAAGCUGACGUAGUGACUGCAUUGGAGGGUACACUGCGAGCCUUCCAAUCCGAGAUCAGCGACACUCAAACAGCAAAUUCCGAGGCCAUUCAAAACCUGCGUUCAGCAUUCGACACCGACUGCAGCAAGCGCGACACUACGGAGGGAAAUCUCCAAAAGUCCAUCAAGGAGCUGUCUCAGACACCUGCCCGAGCGCCUACCCCAGACAAUGUCCCCUUCGAUAACUUCAAGCGUGUCGUGGUGGGCAAGCUUGCCUCUGAGAAGAAAGCACGUACAGAAUUCGAGGAGAACUUGAAAUCAUCUUUCGGCAUGGUUGAGGGCAAGAUCACAGCUCUACGGCAGGAUACAGCGAAGUACAACAACGAGGUGAAACGAGUCUCAAGUGACCAUGACACCGCAAAGCAAGGGAUCUAUGACCAGCUCGCCGACAUCAACACGGCUGCCGCCGAGUUGCGAGAAGCUUACGACAACACGGUCAAGACUUACAUUGAGCCCAACGGCGAGUUCUUCGGCUUGAUCGGUACCGCCUUCGUAGUCCUCUCGCAACUCCAACAAGUCGUCGAGAGCCUCAACCAGAACCUUCCAGUCGCUCCGUUGAAACUGGAGUGGGACUACUACCUCCCCAGCCACGGUCAGCCCUCCACCAACGGCGAACCCAGCAACUCCAAAGGAAAGGGCAAGAGCAAGCAGUAA